This is a messenger RNA of Puccinia triticina, 255 nucleotides long. RefSeq lists its product as uncharacterized. Bases 1 to 255 code for a protein of 84 amino acids. The record is from RefSeq and is a predicted model, not a curated record. The transcript has 3 exons. NCBI's taxonomy places the organism in Eukaryota, Fungi, Basidiomycota, Pucciniomycetes, Pucciniales, Pucciniaceae.
AUGACCCACCAAGCCGACCAACACAAAACCGAACAAGCCCCCAAAAAUGACUUCCACACUCUACCUGUUGAAGAUAAGAAAAGUGGGACCACCCCCGCCGUCCUAGUGGGCACACCAGGAUUAAACAACGACGGAGUGGUUACCACCCAAGCCGGGCCGGUGAUUCCAGGGGAACAAUUGGCCGGAGUGCCCAUCAAAUCGUCCGAGGAUCUCGACCAACGAGCCGAUGCGUUGAACAAGCCCAAGCCCAACUAA